This is a messenger RNA of Electrophorus electricus (electric eel), 2522 nucleotides long. Lineage: Eukaryota; Metazoa; Chordata; Actinopteri; Gymnotiformes; Gymnotidae. The record is from RefSeq and is a predicted model, not a curated record.
CUGGAACUGUGAAUAACAUCUCCAUGAAGGUAGACUGGACGGAACUGGUCGACUUAUCGAAGUUGUUCAGAGCUUUUCACCCGGAGGGUUCGUAAUGUCACGCGAAUCGGGACGCAGGCCCGUUGAUGCCGAUGACGACGAUGCUCUGGGGAAGCACCAGCGGGACGGGCGCUUCUACAGGGCUCCCGACAGGGAGUGUGUGGAUGCGCUGCUGGAUAUUAGUGAGGAGGAGCAGCAGGCUUAUGAGUCCCAGACUCAAAGUGGCUGGGAGGAAGCUAUGCAAGGAUGGGGUCAGUCUUCCCCUCUUGCUUGCUUGUUUCAAGCCCACAGCAAAGGGACUACGGUCAAAUCAGAUGUCAUAGAUUCCCAUUGUGUUCUGUGUGCUGAUUUAAAGCACCUGAAGCUGUCUGAAAUCCUUGGUCCUGAACGUUCUGGAACCUCUGUUGAACUGUCCUGUGAAACUGCUGAGGAACCUCUUUCUACCACCCCGGAACUCCUAGAGAGAGCUCCCAGCAAUAUUUCAUCCUGUUCUUCCCCAGAAGAGGAAAAAUCAGAUUUUUACUUUGUCCAGGAGAGGAACAUCAAGUCGGACUCUCUUGAAGAUGAACUACUGUUUGAAGGUGAACCAUGCAUAAACAAUCAAACUCUUCCUCACCCCCCUCAGCAUAACACGCAGUGGCCUUUUCUGAAAGAUGAGGGUGUGGAAAAGAUUGCACUCAUCAGCCCCCUUAUUGUAUUGCCCCCUGUAAAAGAAUCUGCACAGGCAAAACCAAAGAGUCCCGGUCUUCUAAACAAGAGAGAAGUUUCUGAUCUGCAUCAAGCAAAAGGGGAGGCUGAGAAAGCUGCUCUGUGUGGCACUUCAGGACCGGUGAUUUUUGGCGAGAAAGUGGACGUUGAUGGAGAACUGGACUCCCCAUAUUCUAGCUCAACUCUAGAUGCCCGUCAAGGAUCUCUUACCUUUAAGCAGAGACUAGCCCAGCACCAGUAUCACCUGCUCUCUACUUUGAGCACCACUGUCUCCAAGAGGCAUCAGCCCUUCAGCACUAUGGCAGACCCCAUAGCCCGGGCUACUUCCCUCUUGGGUAGAAACCUCAAACAGUAUGAGCUGACCAAGUCAGCUCUCAAGCACACCUCUGGCCACAGAUUACAUUUUGGCUUCAGAUCCAAGAAUCUAAGGAGGACAGAGCCUGAGCUCCCAAUGCUGUUAGGCACCAGGGUCCCAAUACCAGUGUCGACUCAACGUUUAUUAUGAAGGAGCUACUCAUCAUUCAUUGCCUCAAUUUAUUAAAGUUCUCUGCAUACCGAGAUGACUUAGAGUCAUACCGUAAAUAUAUCAAUUAGUCUAAGGACUAAAGAUGAAUUACUAAUUCAAAUAUUAUUUUAAAUAAUUACUAGAGAAUAUGUUCUGGUCUGAAAACCUUUAAAGAUUUGUAGAUGGUUUUAGAAAUCUUCAUUAUGCCUAUAUUAAUAAUUUACACACAUUUAUUUAGUAGAAACAGUUAGUAGUUAGCCAUUAUCCGUCUCAUCAAUAGUUAGUUUCUGACCCAGACCACAAUUGGCUAAAUACCUUUGGGUAGCAAACCAAUUUUUAUCUGGCAGGGAACCUUUGUGUUAGAACUCCAGCAACACUGCCCUGCCUGAUUCUUUCAUACCAGUGCAACAGCCACUAUCAUGCCACACCCAUGUCAGUAUCAUUGGUGUACUGAGAACCACCCAUUGCCUAGACGUAGGCAUGUCUAAAACUUACCAGUGAUGAACAGACUGGAGAUAAGUACACCUGUAAGAUAGGUGUACUAAUAAAGUGGCCAUGAAGUAUUAGUGCAAUGUAGGAUUUUAUACUCAAGUGAGACUCUAUUAUAUUUAUAUUUAAAAUAUAUACACUAGUAUGUAUAACUUAGGUCACAACAUAGUUUAAUGGAAUUUAGAAAACACACUGAUAGUGGAUCAAUUCAGGAAUGUGGACCACAAGCAGAAUGUAGUGGUAGCUAAACAGAAGACAAUGUGUCAUUGGAAAAAGUGUCUUUGAAAUGCACAUCAUAUGGGCAGCUUCAAAAGUCACCAUUUUAUAUGUAACUUAAUACCAAUACUUAUUUUAAGGGAGGUAAAGGCAUGAUUGCCACCAGUGUUAAAAAGUGUCCACCUUGUACUGCUGGAAAAUGUAAAGUGCAUUACAAAAGACAAUGAAAGCGUAGCUUGCUGUUGCAAGGGCCUUUCAGUAUUUGUAGUAACAGUGCAGCACCCAUUUCUGGUCAAGAGAGCCUUUCCAGUUACCCAGCAACUGAACUGCCUACUUACAAAGGCUGCUCAGUUAUGUAGCCUCAGGUUCCUGUACUUCCCACGUGCCUUAGUAGUUGUGAGCUGUCAGCAGCAGACACCUACAGCCAAAACAAUGUUUAAAACAAUAUUUUCAAGGAGUUUGGAAGAGUUAGUUUGGAUGAAAGCUAGGCACUUCCUUUAGAGAGUCAGAAUUGUGACAGAGAAAAGACUGCUUUCAUUCUAAUUAAAAAGGAUGUCAAUGUAAA